Molecule: messenger RNA, 3257 nt
Organism: Schistosoma bovis
Lineage: Eukaryota; Metazoa; Platyhelminthes; Trematoda; Strigeidida; Schistosomatidae
Source: the annotation of a GenBank genome assembly
ACCUUCAUGAUAACCAACCUUGGGGCGGCGGGUUUCUCAAGGCUUUUGCACGGUCAGUGUGAGACUACAAAAUGCCCCUGGAACGCCUGGAAGAUGAAGGUCUUGAGAAGAUCCCCAACCUAAAGCUAGCGCAAUGGACAUUUCGUGCCGGCUUAGAAAAAACACCUGAACUUUUGCGUAAGCAGCUUCUGGAGAAAAUCACCAAAUGUAUUCAGGAUGAUAAUAUGGCUCCAUAUUACGAACUUGUGUGUAAAGAGCUUAAUCUACCAAUUGACCAACGAAUCUUGAAAUCUAUGCAGUCAGUAAAUGAAGCAAAAAUUAAGGAGUUAGAUGCAAAGAUUAAAGAUGCGGAAGAGAAUCUAGGUGAUACAGAAAUCAGAACCGCCAUGAUGGAAAAAGCUCACUAUCUUAGUAAGAUUGGUGACAAGGAAGGUUCUCUGUCCCAAUUUCGACUGAUUUUGGAUAAAACCUUAAUGCCGGGCUUUCGAUUAGACACAAUUUUCCAUAUCAUACGAAUUGGAUUCUUUUUUGGAGAUAGAGAUUUGGUUACAAAGAACAUAGAAAAGGCAAACAGCCUAAUUGAAGAAGGUGGAGAUUGGGAUAGACGAAAUCGACUUAAAGUUUACCGUGGUUUAUAUAGUAUGUCAGUUCGAGAUUUCGAUACUGCUGCUAAGAACUUCCUUGAUGCUGUCGCCACAUUUACUAGUUAUGAGUUAAUGGAUUAUAAAACAUUUAUCAUAUAUACAGUUAUGUCUGCAAUGAUUGCACUUAAACGCCCGGAUCUUCGAGAAAAGGUUGUUCGUGGAUCAGAAAUUCAAGAAGUUCUGCAUGGAUUACCUACUGUACGUGAAUAUCUCAUGUCCUUAUUUGAUUGUCGUUAUGCUGACUUCUUCCUUUCACUUGCGAAUAAAACAACAACCUGAGUGUUCUGUAGUAAAUUUUCAAUGUUGAUUAAUUUAUUCUUGAUAAUGUUUUAGCGGGCGAUCAGUUAAGUAUGUCAAUAAAGUUUUUAAACAUGUCUCUAACCGUUAUCAUGACAAAAGUUUAUGGAUUUAUUUUAAGUCUAACUUGUUAGCUUGUGUUGCCUUUUAAUGUUAAAUAAUUAUCAUUACACCUUGGGGUCUUGUUAACAUUUUACCUCUAAAACUGUAACCAAAAUCAGAGUUCAGUUACAGUGGAACUCUGGAAGCAGCUUUGAUAGAAGUACAUGCUUGGUGAUCUAUCAGGAGUAGUUGAGAAGUUAAUCCAUCUCAGUAGUUAUGUGACUGCUCCUCGUGGUUUGAAUUAUUAGACCAAUCUACGUAUAGUGAAGGCCAUAAUAGUUUACACCAAUCUGGCUCAUCUUUAGCGCUGUUGUGAUGGUAGUCUGGCUGUUAGAGGUUAGGUUUACAACGCGUUGGGGAGAACAUUUGUGAUCUAUGUCCUCUGUGUUCGGUCAUUUUUGAUUCCGAAGAAUUGCUGACAUCUAGUAGUAUAACACCAUUUUAGUCAUAUUGAGGUUCGCUAAUUUGUGUUCGGGUGCAGUGAAGGUUAUUUAGUCAGUCUUGAAAAGACGAUAUCUGCAAGCUGAACAUAUGUUACAAAUGUCAUCCCAGUGACUUCCACAUCGUGCAUUAUUUGGCGACUCUAAUGCUGAGUGGAAAAAACUGAGAGGUGGUUAUAAGCAGAGUUGGUCAGAGAAUGGACAAUCGCAUUCCUAAACAUCAAUGGGAAGAUUCAAACAGCCAAAACAAAAGUGAGAGGUUGUUAGUUUAUGAUAUAGUGACCUGCUAUGAAAGUAAGCUGUAUAAAACUGUCACCUAUCUGUCCAUCACGACUCUGUAGCUGGAGUGCUAGAGAUGAUGCAACACAGUGGUUUAAAACUAUCGGACAACACAUAAUAGAAGCCAGUGAUGGUCCUGCUGUAAUUCUUCUCUACGUCAUAAAAGUGAGAGAAGCUUCUUUAGCUAAAAGUAUCCUCUUUACUUCCCGUUUUACAUUGAAAUGUCCUAUUAUAUACCCAUCCAUUUAUUUUCCGUUCAUCUGUCUUUUGAUUAUAUUCACCACUCCAAUUAUCUCUAUUCAUUCACAAUCUUAUUUUGUUAUUUGUGUGAAGCAUAUGUAUUUUGGUUCCAAUCUGUACAAGUAUAUAUUUGUUUUGAAUUAAUAAAAAAUUACAACUUUGUCAAGCAUACAGGUUUAUUUAAUUUAAUUGUAAGGCAGUCCACAAUGUUAUACUACCCAAUUAUCCAAACCUAAUAAAAGUCAACAACUAUAAAGGCCCAAAUAUAAUCACUUCUCAAAAAAAAUCAGUCCAUGUCUAUACAGUCUAAUCCGGCUCACUAUCAGUAGAUCGUAGAUUCAAACCACUGUUCAUUUAUUUUAGUCUGAGCAAACGUAUAAUAUCUAUUGUGACAUGUGUCCGAUUUCAAUAAUGAUACCUAAUCGUCUUAUAAAUGAACCCAAUCGGCUACAUAAAUGAGAAAGCUUUUAUUGACUAACUUAAGGGACAUUUAUGUCUAUCCCUUUUAUAUGCGUAUAUGUAUAUAUGUCCUUUAGAAAAUCAAGGCAUCAGUGAUGUAUGUCUCAUUGCUUAGAUAUCCAAGCCAUUUCUCGGGCAAUCGCGAGUACUUUCGGAUUGGCUUAAUCUAUCAGUGUCUAACUAGCCUUUAUACAAGCUUGGUUCAUGGUCAAGUAUAUACAAUCUGUUCCAUUAGCUGUACAAUCAUCACUAAUCUACACACCUAUUAAUUAUGACUUUCUUAUUGUUCAUUUAUCAUUCAAUGUAUUUUCUCCUACCUUAUUCCCUUUUCUUUUUUAGCUGGAGUUGAACAGUUCAUGAGUUGUGAUCGUUAUUUACACUUACAUACAUGUUACUACGUUCGUGAAAUGCGUAUUCAUGCAUUAAGUCAACAUUUGGAUUCAUACAGUAGUUUAAGUUUAGAUAGUAUGGCCGCAUCGUUUGGUGUAACUCCAGCAUUUUUGGAUGCUGAAUUAUCACGUUUCAUAGCCAAUGGUCGAUUAGCUUGUAAAAUGGAUAAGGUUUCAGGUAUUAUCGAGACAACACGUCCAGAUAACUUGAAUUUUCAAUAUCAGACUAUGAUUAAACAAGGUGAUAUUCUACUGAAUCGAAUCCAAAAACUGAGUCAGGUUAUCAAUAUAUAAUGGAAUACUAUUAUACAUAAUUAUUACCCAUUGUUAUCUAAUAUACGAUAGUAAUACGGUGAUGGAGUUUUGUAUACAAUAACUGUACUUUUCAAAAUACUGUUUCCUUUUCU